CCCUUGAUUGACUGCGGCGAAGAGGGCAGCCCCAACAAUAUCCGUUGGACACGAAAUAYUUUAUCGCCGAAGCCAUUGUGGGUGGAUUGUUCAGAGUAUAAAAAAAAUGGCCGGAAAGAAGCGCCGCAAGGCCUCUUCUGCGAUUGGAAAGGCAACCGCGAAGAGGUGAGUGGAGUGGCGUGAUGUGCAUUGAAGUCUGGAUUGCGGCUCAUCUGCCGAUAUAGCUGCCGAUAUAACUAUCGCAAUUGAAAGCGCAAUGUAUUUCUGGGUUCGAAAUUCAUUCCGGUAUUGAAUUCUUCAUUACUCCUGAUUCUUUCACUAAUUAAUCUUUUUUCUCCGUGUCCAUUCUAACGUCACCUGUCACCGCUUAUUGCUGUCUGUUCUUUGCAGAAAAACAGGGACUUCGAUACCCGCGGAAGCUCCAAUGAUCCAUGUCUGCAUGCCCAUCCUUCGUCAUYUAUUGGAUAUUGCGUCUUCGAGGAUUCGUUCAGAGCAUGUAGUACAAACUUUUUACGAUGGAAAAUGUUGGACUGAUACCAAGAAAGUUCCGGCGGACGUUACAAUUCCUGUGAAARCUGCCGGCUCCAACUUUGAUUGUUAUUGGAUUAUCCUGGCCACAAAUAUUAUGAAUCGUUUAUUGAUCCUGGAAAAAGAAGCAACCGAAWAUAAUCCUGUGAUUGCAAACUAUGUAACAGCAUUGGCGGAUGCCCUAGCGACAAUUUUACUCUCGGACAAGUCUAAAUUGACCGCACACCAAACGGCGAAUGCUAGUCGCUCUACGCUUUGCCGGGCAAUUUUGACGACCUCUCUAGCCGCAUUGUAUGGGAUGCAGAGCUAUGAUCCACAAAAAGAAGCGCAGCGAACUUAUGGCACGUAUGAGGCCGCUGUAGCCACUUUAGAUCGAUUGGUGCAUUUGAGAGCAGGAUGCGCAGGGCUUGGAAAGAAUUGUGCCGGUAAAAGUGAAGAGAAGGAAAGGAAAAAUAACUCCAACAAUGAUGUCUUCGGGACUAUUGGGAAAUGGAAUACAGCUGCCCUAGUAGAUACAUGUACCCAAAUAGAAGAGUAUUUGGGAUUAUCCUAUGCAAAUCCGGAACGCGGAUGUAUCGAGGUCUUGUUGAAAACAAUCGAUAAAGAAAAGAGAGCGAAAGAGGAGGAAGCAGAAAAAACUCCACCUACGAAACGAUCCACUCGCUCACGCGGUGGAAGAGGGGCAGAAUCAAUCGCAACGACAAGCAAACGAAAGGGUUCUGCCAAAAAAUCGCCAGCUUCGGCUGAAGCGAAAACAGAACUAUCCAAAAAUCAAUCCUUUGACCCUUCACCAGUUGUUGCCGCUUUCGAAAAGCUAUUAGCUUCAGAAGAUUUUGGAAACCGUAUCGAUGGUCGCGUUGCUAUUAAACGAUGGGCUAGUAUUGCCAUCGUGUGGUCCCAUCGGGGAGAAGGCCAGCGCUUUAUUUUGCGAGAAAUACACAGACUAGCGAUAGACAGACAAUACGACAAAUUUUGCACGCCUCAUGAAAAGUCACGAUUGAUGAGUACUAUGAUGUAUAUCGUUAUCGAAUCAGGAAAAAACUGCGGAGUGCGGGCUCCCACAGGAGGCAUCGAACAAUAUCUAAGGAGUAUUUCUCCAGGGGUUGGGACUGCAAUUCCGAGGUCACCGGAAGCAGGAAAAUCCAAGCGUACAAAGAAGGGUGGCAACAAAGAGCCUAAUUCUCCUGAUUCUCCAAGUCGGAGUAGAAUCAGCACUAUGCGACGCGCUGACAUCCGAGAUUGGACAACGGUAGUCAUUUACGACUACGUACAAAACCGAAAAAAGUGUCUGCUAGAAAAUGUUGAGUUGGCGCAAGAAGAUGAGGAUAGCGAAAACGAUGUACCUGAUGAUUCGACAGUUUCUCGCAAUACUGAUUUCUCAGAACUUAUUAUGGGUCUAUGUCGCAACGCAGAGUCGAGCGUGUACAAUUCUAGCUACAACGAACAUAGCUCCUUGAGCAAAGCAUUGCAGAGUAUUGCUUCUGCUUUUUGUUUAGAGUUAGCGGCAGAUCCGUCUCUUCCGCUCGACACAAAAAUGAUCAGUUUUGCUUUGUCACGAGUAGUGAACAGCCUCCGAAUGAUAGACCCAAACUCUACCACAGGUGCUAUGCCAUCCAGUGGACUGUCGGAGGGAGAUAAUUCGUCCUCUGUGUCGGAGAAGGAAAAACGAGAUUUUGAGACCAGAUUCUUGCUUCAAACGAGGCUACCUACUCCAAUCGUCCCAACCUCAUCAUCAUUAACGACUGACAGUAUGGACCUUAUGGCAACCGGAAAUUGCACCUUUGCUGGUAUAGUAUCAAGUGGCGACUCWUUCACAGAUGAGCAUGCGGUUGCUCUGGCAAUUCGAGCGUUCCAGAUACAGAGGCACCCGGGAGAUACAAGUCCCGCUGCAGGAAAACUCUUGACAUUUUUGGUGGACUUAGUAAGACGAGCGUACGAUACUCGCAAACCAAAAACAACAUCAACCGCGAAAUCUUAUGUUGAGAAGACUAUAAAUGCAACGCCCUCAGGCAAACGAAAACGUCCUGGAAAGGAGAGUUCGACCAAUCGACGUACCAGUCGUCGUCGAAAGACGGAAUCGGGAUAUGCGGAAAGCGCAACCGAGCAGGAGACUUUCGUAUGGCUCAAAAUUAGUCCCGAAAUGAGUUCUGUAGCAAUACUAGCUUUGACUGCUAUCAAAACUUGCUUGAUCAACACGAAAGGAUAUGGUUCAUGUACAAUCCGAAAGAUUAUACGAUGCAUGGUAACUUUUGACCACAUGCUGAAUCUCGUUGAGUUGGGAGAAAUGCUUGACAAGAUAAUGAUUAAAAGUAGAUGCAAAGCAAUUGGCCUGGAGAAUGAUUUCGACCCAGGUACAACAUCUUCGGCUUCUCUUGCACAUGCUUAUCAAAGCGAUGAUUUUACUGCUUCGGAAAUACGACUUUGGGAGACACAUAUGAAUAUGUGCCAGAUUUUCGGACGAGGCCAACUAAGAUACGAGGAGAAUAGCGGCCUUGAUCCGCUUAUUUGGGAUUCAGAGAGACGAAAGAAGAUUUACAAAGCUCUUACUGCACCUCUUGAUGCAUUUCGUUCUAGGGGAAUAGAAGAAAAAAAGUCAUUUACGUUACCCGCCGCUAAUCACACUCUAUUAGUUGCCAACAUGAGUUGUGUGUCAGACGAAGACAAAAAAGAUGCGGAAAUUUACAUCGUGAACAGAUACAUCAAUUUUAUAAAAGACGUUUUCGAUAACUUGGAAACGCUAACGCCCGAGAAAUUUGGCUGGUACGGUCGCAUACUGAAUGAUGAUAUACCUUUGUCAUACAAUGAUGCCCGUACAUUUAUGUUGGCUCUGAACGGGCUAUCUAGGCAGAAGAGACAGUCAUGUUUUGAACGUCUUGUCAAGUCAAUACGGGAUGCGAUUGAAUCAACACAAAGAAACAAAGCAGAAAAAGAAAAAUUAUUUCKAAAUGCCGAUGUCUCUGGGUUUUUUGCACGCGUUCUUGUUGUCUGCUACUCUUUGAUGAACAGUAUCGUUAUGGGCAGAAAACUUAGGCAAAAUUUCUCUGCAACCAUGGGUGGUUCCCAAAUACGCAUCCCAUCAUUUAUCACCCAGGCCGACUGGUAUUGUCAAGAUAGAACGUUUAUGGGCAUAUUUGGUACUUGGGAAUCGUCUUCAUUACCUGAUGGUGUUGUCAAGGAGGCCAAUGAACAGACACAAAUACCGAGGAAGUCAUCGAAUGAAUUUCGUUCUCUACUCGAAAAAGCAUUUCAGAUCGGCUUUGAUGCUGCACCUUACGAUCACUGCCAUCUGUUGUUUACAGCUUGGAAUGGAUUGGAUCAAAUGCCCCAGCCAUCAAGUAGUGGAGAACUUUCUCCUGAGUUGAUACCAUUAAAUGAAAAUUACUCGAAAAACAUUCUGCAGCUACGUGAUGAUGUUUGCUCUAUCUAUAGGGCUAUAAACGAUGGUGAAAAUGUUGAUUUGAAAGGAAUGGUAUUGCGUGCCAGUGAACUUACUGAUACAUUACUCAAGAAUCAUAUCCCAGAUGACGAAGAAAUGAAACAAGAUAUGCCUUUACCAGCCAUGGUCCUGUUGGCAUCCUUGCCAGCAUACAUUGCUGCAGCUGUUUCUGGUCACACAAAACCUGGCAAUGACUAUUUUUCGACCACUUUGUCAAAAUCCUCAACCAAAAAGCAAAAAAGUCAUCGUGGUUACUACUCCGACAGCGACCACUCUCCAUCUGACUGUGAAUCUGAUGAAGACAUUGACGACUACGAAAGUGAAGCUCGGAUCGCUGCCAUGUCCCGUCUCAGAGAAUGUUGUGACGCUUUUGGAGCCGCCCCAGUCCAUCCCGACUGGUUAGACGUCAGCUGCAGCUUACGUGACGGAAUCCGUCCHGUGUAUGCUACUGAAGUAGCAGGAAAAGCAAUAAAUACACUCUCCCAUCUUGCUAAAGUUGCAUUCACUCAGUAUAAAAGGCACCAAUCGUCGGCUGUUCGAGCGCUCAAAAAGGAAAAGAAGGACACUAAACGAAAUGAAAAUCUCUAUUCAACCAUAAUUAUGUGGUCACGCACCUCCCAAUAUCCAAAUUGUCGUGAAUGGCCAUCUAAUGUUGCUACAAUUACCAAAUUGUCGUCAAAAGUCGCUGAUUAUUUAUCGGAAGAUACAACUGAUGUAGAUAUAGACCAAACGAAGGCUUGCUGGUGUCCRUAUGCAGGGCAAAGGUUACGAGGAAUCUUACAAGAGGAAAAUAAAUUAAUGGGAAGAUGGGAACUAUCUGACGCAGUGCUCAGAGCAGGUGGUGAAUGGGAAUUACUAUUGGCCGAAGCGCUUUCUAUCGCGUGUCUAAAUACUAACGAAGGUGAAGACGACCUUCGGCAUCGGGAAUCAAAGGACUGUAUAGAAGUUGCUUCAACAAGUGGUCAAGAAACCAGUUCUGAAAUGGCGAAGGCUCAGUUAUGGCGUACAGUACUCAUGUCAGCAAUAAGCCAYUUGGUGCCCGCUGCUGCUUUGUUACGUUUGGGCUUGGGCAAAGUCGGUAGAAAACCCCAUCCUUUUGCGUUUCAUGAGAACGAUCAGGAUCCAUACGAUGCAUCACCACUUCAUUUUUGCGAGCGUCUGAAUGGCAUUGAGCCGUCUACUUCUAUUCCUACUUCAUUACAGGAAUCAGUGUUUGAGACACUAUCUCUUCUGGCGAGGUUGUCAAUUGAAGCGGAAGAUCCGCUUUCAACUAUGUGCCACUCUGUCGCUUCGCACCUCGUCGUUGAUUCGAAUACUUUUCUGGAUCUAGAGGCCAUGCAGUCAAUGCGAUGUGCCUUCAUGGGUCUGAAUCUUAUCCGCGACAUCGCUGAGYCUUUACCAAAUAAAGAUGCCAAGGCCUCGAUUCCGUUUGUAGUGGAACGACUAAUAACUAUGAUCGAAGAUUCUGGGACAGUUGACGAUGUGAUGGCAAGGAGCGACACGGAUGCUUUGACAAAGCAUCGGAGACUGCAUUACUUCUUAGGAGACCCGCCAAAAUCUUCAGUGGACACCGUUGCUACGAAGUCAAUUGAUAUCUUCGAAAUUCUCAGUUUUGGUCAGUUGAAGGAAAUUUGCGAUAGUCAGGCCGAGAUAUACAAGUGGUCAUGUGGCUUAUCCAAGGAAAAGGCUGUGAAUGAUUUWGUUUCGAUACUUUGCGAAGAUUCUCUACGGGUAAAUAGUAAAACGCGGUCUCGCAUAGCGUUCAUGUUGAGUCGCCUUGGGAUCAUGGAGUCCCACUCAAUCAUCAACUCGACGGGUAUAAGGCAGCCUUUUGUUAUAUCCGCAAUUGUCAAAGCUUUCACAAAAGUUGAUAAAAAGCAUCUCAAGUCCGUCGUGCUCAAGGAUCUUUGUGGUAUUCGAGGCAACAAAUCACCAUCACAAACUUUUAGGAGAGAUAUGGCAUCAAUUUUUACUCUACUUCUAUUUCCUCAAUCGACACCUAAAUUUGAAAAAGCCAAAUUUGUACAUGACAUGUUGAUGGGAGUGUUUGAUUCCUGGAAAAAGAUCGACGAAUCAAACAGAGAUUUAACACUAAGCGUACUUUUGACGUACGGAACGUGUUUCAAUAGUCUCUUCGAAAUUGGAUCGAAACUUGUAAAGCAUAAAGAAAAAAGUGAAAGUGAUGAUGAAUCCGUCGGAGAAGCUUGUUUGUUUUACAAGUAUUUUGAUUUUAUCAAGAGCCUAAAGUCAGUCGCGUCAAAGAAAGCUGAAGUUUUGCCAAAGGCUUCAAAGAUUGUUGUAAAAAAAGGAUCAUCGAAAGAUGUGGGCACUGAAUACACCACUAUUCCUUCUGAAUUUCCAAGAUGGUGCUCCUUUAUCAAAAGAAGUGGAUUCCACGAGCAGCACUGGUAUCAUUGUAAGUUUGCACGAUUUUAUUGACCGUUUCUUUUUUUGUUUCCAAGUCAUUUUUGAAUCGAUGAGUUCAAAGGAAGUGAACAGUUUAUCUAAAUUUGUUUUCUACCAAAUCAGGUUACACAUGCAACCUUGUCGCUGACAAAGGUUGCUGCACCCUGUGUGCCCUUGUAUGUCACCGAGACCACGAUGUUUCGUACUCUCGACAUUCGUCGUUCUUUUGUGAUUGUGCCGCAGAAGAUGACAACUCAGUAGAACAAGGCCGUGUAUCCUGCAAGUGCAUCAAAUCUACUCCUAAUAGUCAAUUGGAUGCAAUUUAUAAAAACGAGCAUAUUGAGGGACAUGGAUCAAACAGUAAUGUGAACGAUGGAAGUAAAUUGGUAGAGACAUAUUCCAGGUUUGAAGGCACUAUCUCUGCAGAAGUUGCAAAUUAUUCCUUUCCUGAUGAAGCACUGGAAUCAGCCAUUAGGUUUCUCCUCGACGUCAAAAAUUCACAUUGGCUCAGUUCUCUUUUUAGGCUUAUAAAAAAAGAGUUCAAGCGUUGGAAAACGAAAUAUGGUGACCCAAUCUGUUUGCUUCUGAAAGAGUCUGCGGAAUCAAGUCUCAAUUCGGAGUCAAUCUUCAGGUCUUCGCACCUGUCGGAGCAGAAACAAAUGAGAYGGCGACGUGCAAAACUUCUAGAACUUCGAAAAAUAGAAGAGGAGGCAUUAGUGUCUGUUUGCGUGGCAACGGGUUUUGUUGCAAAAUUUUCGUCUGAUAGCUCAACACAUGAUGCGUUAACACUAGCAAGGCUAUCUAGAAACGAUGUCUCAAGAUCGAUUUUGGCCAUUGAUAGCAGGGGAAGAAUGAUUCUUGCCGAGCCUUCUUCUCUCUUGUUGUGUAGCCCUAUGGCUAUUGUGAAUGCAAGAAAUCCAAAAAGAUCUGACGACGAGCGAAUUACACGAUCACAGAUGUGCAUUCUAGGUACCUUACCGUUGUCGUUCAAUGUUGUUGGCGUCCGUCUUUGUGCAGUAAAUGAACGUCAUCUUGUAGUAUGGGGUACAUCUGAAGCAUGCGUGUUGAUACUCAAGGCAGACUACAGUGGGUCAGAGGACACAAUAAACCUGACGUUUGAAGUCGAUGAGCAGGAUAGUGACGGAGACGUUUUGGUUAAUUGCGAAUGGCUACCUGGGUCUCAGACGCAUGUUGCCGUUGGAGUUUCUCGAUAUGUGCGCCUAUUUGAUGUUUGUCGAUCCGAGAAAAAGGAUGGUAGUAAGCGCGCGCAACCUGUAAUUGGAUACAAUUUGGGAUUCGAAGCGAGCCUUCGUGAUCUGUCGAUUGUGCCACAAAAAGAGGUCGCUACGAGUGAAAAUGAUAGCACUGAAUCUUCCAGUAAUUAUCGAGCGGAACACACGUCGAAGAUGUUCCUUUUGCUUGAAAACGGACGAUUGCAUUCGUUGGAAAUUAAGAUAUCAAAUGGCAAAAUCGAAUCGCCUUCAGAGCUGCACUUCGAACCUAGCGAGUGUGUCUCGAUUUCAACCGAAGGCAUCCGUCCCAGGUCAACGUCAUCUGUUGGUCUACCUGGAGCUUCGACUAGAACGCUUGGGGAGGGAUCAAAACUAGUGUAUCUGAAACAAAGUCGUUGUCUACUAUACAAAUGCAAAGCAGCUGCCGUAGUUGCUCUGAUGAUCGGCAAUGAUGGAAAUGUCGAGGGUAGUUUCGAACUAAUACCUCAUACAAUACCGAUUGGCGUCCUUGGUGCAGAUGAAAAUGAUGACAUGUAUUCCAUUUCUGGUCCAUAUACCUUGUGGACAGAGCUAGGGAUGGUCUAUCGAAAGGGUGAAACUUUUUUCCGGGUUGUUUGUCUUGGAAGAGCAACAAGAAGCGGUCAUUCGAAACUACUCUGUAUCGACUUCAACGAAAAGAAGACCAAAAUUAGAGAAAUCAGUUGUUCUUCAGGAAUGGGAUUAAGCCUAGAUUCUUUCGAAGGGUUGGCAGCAUUUACGGCUCCAGUUGUACAUACCGAUACUCUCAACAAACAACGUAUGACGGGUGAAAGAACUUUUUUGUGUGCUCUGACUUCUGAAGGCAACCUCCAAAUCUUCGGUGAAGAUUUGAUAGAUAUGAUCCCUACGAGUCCCGGUCAAAAUAGUGUUGCCGAGUCAACGAAUGCAUUAAAAUUGACUGACAUUUCGCUGAUUCAAUCAUCUCCGAUGAAAAAGUUCCCACUCACUAUUUUCGAACAACUCAUCAACGUUAGUAAAAGCGAAAACCUUAUAUUUUCUGGUGAAAAGUUGGGUUUUGACUCAAAAGAAUUGAAAAGUCGACUUUCACGUGAAAACUCUUCGUCCUUUGUAUGUCCUCGACGACAAGGAUGUUGCUUCAUAGUUUCACUUUCGCAAAAUACUGACACAGCUUCGCGGUCGAGAAGUGGUGCAAAAUCGCCAGAUUUAAUCAUAUCUGCUAUUCGUGUUCUUGUGGGAUCAACUUGCGACUACAUACCAUCAAGAAUUUCAGUUCAGGGUAGAUCUAUUGAUGUAACCCCGAGGCUGAAGAGGUGGUACAAUAUUCCGCUCACCGAGGAGGAAAUUGCACGUGGGAUGAGAUCGGGAUUCGUUUCUAUUUGGAUCGGGCAAUCGUUCGAUCCUACGAAUGCACCCGUGAUUGAUUCGGUAGAAGUAUUUGCUAGUGAAAGGAAUUCAUUGGAUAUGGUGUUGUCUACGAGCUACUUCGCUCCGGCGUCGACGCCAAGCUCAAAAAMUUAUCGGACGCUUUUUGACGGACCAUUUAAGACGUCUAUGUCGAAURAUGAAAAUGACAUCCCGUUGSAAGACCAUAGGACGACUUCUACUGGUCUUAUUCUUGGUGUUCGUGCAACUACCACUUUGUGUGAAUUCAUCAGCCCCGCUGUUGAUGCAUUAGAGGAAGGGAAGGACCUAAUGAGGCAACUUAUACAGAUAACUGCUGUGCACCCARAUAAACAGCUCAGGGAAAGCGUGGAGGUACUAUCUGGUAGUUUGGUUUCUGACAGUAGAUCGAGGUGGUCAUUUCAAGACGAAAACAUGUUGGUUGGUUGUUCACAAUCCCUCGUGGAGUGCAAUGCCAUGUUGAAUAAUCCUGCGAUGCGUAGCGAAGGUAAGAAUAAUAUAAGCGAAGAUAUGAAGUGGAAAGCGAUCAGAAUUAUUCUUCAAGAUUGUUUGAACGUAGCCUCCUUGAUUGCCAGGGAGCGUCCAAAUAAUUACCUGCAAAGUAUGGGGAAUAUACAAGAAAACGAUUUAAAAUCUGGAUCAAUAGCUAUUGAAGCAUCCAAGUUGAUUUUACAGGGAUUGAGAAGGUCGGCGGGGUUUGAAGAGCUAAUAGGAGGGUCACGGGGUAUUAUCACAUUAUCACUGACAGAGAUGGCUAUUGUUGUCUACAUGGAUGAUUCAAAAUCUACCAAAGAUUUUGUACAACUCAGUCGCAUUCGAGAAUUCAUUGACGUUGAAAAUCUUUCCACUUGUGAAGCAAUCUCGACUUUUUUUCAAGAUCAUGAAAGUGAACAAAAGAAAAGGAGCAUCCCUGAUUUGUUUGUACAAAUGGAAGCAGCUCGUCGGGUGGCCUAUCAGUGUGAUAGUUGUGGGGUGUGUCCAAUGAAAGAAGUUAGGUACACAAUCCUUAAAGACGACUAUGGUAUCGAGUAAGUAUGCCAUCUUCGCCAGAGUUUGAAGACCUUGUAAUAUUGUUUUGCUCACUUUGAUUUUACCGUUAGUCUUUGCAACGAAUGCUACGACGUGGGUAAAAAAUUUGCAUCCAAUAAAAGAAAUAAAUCUUCAGCAGAAGUGAUUAUCAAUGGAAAAUCUAUGGGUAGGGAUUUGACGUGCGCUCAUAUGAAAAAAAUGGAACCUGUUUCGCUUGAAAAGAUGGAAAUGGAUGUUGAGCAAUUAGAUAUCGAAACAAGGCAUCUGCAAGAUCUAAAAGGGACAGCUGACGAAGACGAAGCAUUACGGAAGGGGUUAAAAUGCAAUUUGGGAGAGAGUGCGAGCCAUUGUAGUCAGCAAGASCUGUCUGCUGACCACAGGGGGUAUGAUUAUUUUCUCGGAGAGUUAUAUUCCUUUGUCAUGGAGCAGCUUUCUUAUGCCUUUAAAAAAGAAAGAUGCGAUAGCUCUAUGGAAUCCUUGAUUAAACUGGCACUGGAUUUAGUAAAGCAUUCAAGACUUGAUUCUCUCAAGCGCGAAAGAGCUGAGUGGUUCGUAAAAGAUGUAUCGAGAGGAAUUGAAAAAAUCGUGGACUCGUCUUCGCAAAGGGAACAAUUGACUAAUUUUGAGAUGUCUUGUUUGGUGGCGUGUCUACGAGGCCUCUCGAGUCUCGUGAAACCCGAUUCUGAUUUCGAUUAUCAUUUCCCUGUAGCAAAAUCUGAUACUGGCCGUCGUCACCAAUCACUAUCAAUUGAAUCAAUGACACCUAAGUUAACGUGCGAUGUGCACGGAAUUCUAGCCGUUCGAAGAAGAUGUGACAAGCCAGGUGCAAAUAAAGAUCGUCGGUUUUAUGUUUGUGGCAAAGAAAAAGGGCAGCGUUGUAACUUUUUCAAAUGGGCAGAUGAUGGACAAAAGAAAAAGGAGCAUAAUAAUCCGAAAUCACAAUUUAACCAAAUUGUCCAAUCGGCUAUGCUAGACCACCAAUCACCAUCUGGCAAAGCGUUGUAUGACAGACUUUGUGGGCUACUCGAGGAGGAACUGUUCGGAGAAGAAGGAGGCUUUUAUGAAGUUAGCGUGCUGGCGUCUAAUCAAAAAGAAAAGAAAACCGAUGAUUCGCUUCUUAAGAGUUUUUACAGUGCUCAAAACAUUCAAAGGGACUUUAACGAUGGGGUUUUCUGUAGCAAGGAAAAACUGUUGGAUGUAGUAUCUAGCGAGGCGUUGGUAAAGAGCAAACUGUCCGGUACACGUCAACUUGACAUUCCAGUUGGAACCCCUGGUGAUCGUGGUGCUUUGUUACUCGAGGCCUCGCUCGAUCUAUUAACAAUUAUAGCCGACGACAAGACGGAAGGAAUAUCAAGAUGGUUUUCAAUUCUAUGCGAAAUAACCAUGGCAACGAACAAACACUCAGCCCUCAGAUCGCUAGCAACAAAAGUGUUGAAAACACUGUGUGGUGGAAAUCGAAAAAAAUAUCAUUAUAUUCGCGACCACUUCACUUUCUGCUUUCAGUUGAAGAAACUUUACCAUUUCUCAUAUGCUAUCUUGGAGGCAGCCCUGAUUGUGAAGGAGAAAACUAGACAGUGUAGUGCUCAAUGGAAAGGUCCAGCCGUUGAGUGGGCUACCCUUGGCGUUGGUGGGCUGAUUGGAACACAGGACUUAAUAUCAGAGGAUAGUAUAAGUGAAUUGAACCUGAAAGGCUGUGGGAAAGCGCUCGAUGAUAUGUGGACCGUCCUUAAAAGUAGAGGGGGCAGCUGGAGGCAGUUUUGCGGAUUUCGAUCACUUCCUCUUUCGCAGCGGCAUAGGAAAACUUCUGGUUCAAAACUGAAAGAGCGUAAUAAGGAGCAGCAACUAUUUGAAGCUGCUCCGAUUAAAGUUCUCUUUUGGAUUGCCAGUUGUCUGACAGGAAUAAACCAAGUCAAAAUUUUAAGAAUGAUUGAUUUUGCUCUUUUUGAUUGGAAAGAGCGAAAAACACAAUUGAAGACUUCAAUGGGUCACUCUGAGAUGGGAAGCAAUGAAGAUUCAGAAGAUGACCAAGUUCGUGGCAUAGGGUCUGCGAUAUCUAAACCCGAGGAGCUCUUACUGAACUCAGGAAAUACUAAGUUGGUAGUAGGUGACAUCAUUGCUAUGUCUCUCAAUAUGGUUCAGAGUGGUAAAACAACCGAACUUCGAAGGUCUGCGUUUCAGAUUGUUUUGAAACUCUCUCGAGAUAUGUCGGACGGCGAUCAGUUGGUUCUGUUUGAAAAUCUUUUAGCAGCCACAAGAGAUGUCGGUUUGUUGGGUAAAGCGAGUAUCGAAUAUUUGAAUCUGUUACAAAUGCUCACCCAUUUUUUAAAACCAAGUGACUCUAUUGGCAGAUUGGCUGAUUAUGUUGCGGAUUCAUUUAUUCAACAGAUGGAGGCCAUCAAAUACGACAAGUCAAAUCAUGAAUGGACAAUGGUUGAAACUAAUGUCGGAAGCACGAKAACAAGGAAGAGAUUCGAUCUUUCUAGAUGCAUAUUUUGCCUCAAAUUACAGCACCACUCCGGAGGGAGAGAAUCAACCAGCAGAUCGUCAGAGCGAAAAUUUCUUUCAAACUCUGGCARAGUAUCUAAUAGAACUGGAUCAACAUCCGGUGUUGGUAGAACAGGAGCGACUAUCAGUCGCCAAAAGUGGCACUCUGAACAGGUUUCUGAGUUUUCUCGUUGUCGACUUGACUCACUGAAGGAAACAUGUAGCAGCAACGAGUUUAACCUGUUCUAUAAAUUGAAAAACCGAGUUUCAAUUUCGGACAUUCACCUGACAGUUUCCGAUCCUCGAGGCCGCUAUGUGAAGACAAUAAGUAUCUUUUUUGUUUCAAGGCCUACAUCUGAAGCCUUGAAGAGCGAUAAUUACUCUUCAAAAUGGCAAAAGAUUGCUACACUCAAUCUUGCGAGAGGAGGUUCUCGCGUCAGCGCAAGCCUCUCGCAACCGAUUGUUGCUACUAACAUCCGUGUUGAGUUCACAGAGUUUUACGAACGGCCUGGUAACAAAGAAAGAGGGACCGAUGGGUCCAUGGUUCUCCAUUGCCCGCGUUGCACACGUCCCGUGACGAACGCCCACGGUGUUUGUGUCACUUGCGGGGAGGUUGCUUUCCAGUGUAGGAAAUGUCGUCACAUAAACUAUGAUAGACUUGAUGCAUUCUUGUGUGUGGAAUGCGGUUAUACCUGUUGCGGAUCCUUUUCGAUAGAACUCAAUGCGGCAGUGGCAUCCAAUGCGAUAGCCAUUACAGAUGACAACGUUUUCGAUAAGUCUAUUGCAAUGUACGGGAUAGCGUCCUCCAUCGAAGACGAAUUGAGGGAGAAUCUUGGAGAGAAGAUGCGGUCACUGAAUCAAAAGAAGCAUAAGAAUCACACGGAAUUUGACUCAUUUAUUGACGCUUCUUUAGAAAGAGCACUCUUCGGAUUACUUCCUAUCGGUGAUGCAGAUAAGAUCGGAGACAAUGCUCAAAUUCCUAGUAUGCUUGAUCGAUUCGAUAAACCGGGCAGCAUAGUCAAGUACGUCGCUCAUACUGAAAACAAUGUGAGAAGUAAUGGCCGAUCUAACUCGUCAACUGAUCGCUCGGAACGUGCCCGAUCAUUACUAAGACUGGCUCAACAGAUUCGCUCUGGAUCAUCGUCUUCUUCAGAUGGUCGAAGAUCCACAGACAUCAUUAUUCGGCAUCUUGGACGAGGUAUGUCACUCGAGAACGUGGAAGAUGAAAGUGGAUUGCGUGAAGUUCUUCGAAGAGGAAGCAGUGGGACAAUCCGGGCUAAUAACCAAGAUUCUGAAGACAAAGACCCCAAGGAUGGUGAAAAAAUACUGAAGGCAGAGAUGGCGGAUUGCCAAAAAAUGCUCAUUUUAUUGCGAGAGGCUUGGAGGGAGAGUUACGAACUCCAAAGAAGGAUUAUUGCAUGGAAAAACUUAAAUUCAGGGGCGUUGGUCCCAUUUUCUCCUCUGGAUUUCACAAAGAGUGAAUGUGUCUCUUUCACUCCAUCCCAUUGUUCCGUAUGUGGCGGGUCGGUCGCGCUCCAAAUUCUGGUUCUGUGGCUUAAGCUCUUUCUUGUCGCACCAACGAAAGUAUUUGUUGCAAAAGAGUUCUUCCGUAUUAUUUUUCAAGAAGACAUUCCAAGCAGCCACUGCAAAGGACUUCAAGAUAUCAAAAACAAGGUCAUCAUUUCUAUAGCUACCAACUCAAGAAAAGGUGCCGAAAUUGUUCUAGUCGAACUUCGAAAAAGAUUGGCAGCUUCACGUGAUAUGAAUUGCGCCGAUGUUUUGGGCAAAAUAAUGAAAAUUGAAGGGUUUGACAUGGCCAACGAGUAUGCAAAACUCGCUAUGGAUAUUUUGUCGUCUCGAGGGGACCCCACGGUCGAUAUGUACAUGUAAUUUCUUGAUUUAAAAGUGGAACUUACACAGACAUUCACGAAUGAACGACUCUUCGUCGUCAUGGUCGCUAAUACUAUUAUUCAUCUGUGCUGUAUAGGAUUAGUUCUAGCGCUACUACAAGUAGUAAGAAAGUUCACACAACCUU
This is a messenger RNA of Pseudo-nitzschia multistriata, 14551 nucleotides long. Lineage: Eukaryota; Bacillariophyta; Bacillariophyceae; Bacillariales; Bacillariaceae. The record is from the annotation of a GenBank genome assembly.